AUGUUGGUGAAAAGAAGAAAGGAGGUGGAGGAGGAGGAGGAGAAGGAGGAGAGGGGGGGGGAUGGAGAACAAUCAGGACAAUCAGAUAACUCAAACCAGCAAGGAGACACAGACGUCAAGCCCCCGCCAAACGGCCACUUGAGUUUCCAGGACUGCUUCGUGACUUCAGGGGUGUGGAACGUAGCCGAGCUGGUCCGCGUGUCACAGACUCCGGUGGCCACAGCGACAGGCCCCAACUUCUCUCUGGCAGACCUGGACAGCCCUGGCUACUACAACAUCAACCAGGUGACCCUGGGACGGCGCUCCAUCACCUCCACCCCUUCCACCAGGACUGAAAUGGAGCUUUAUGCAAGUCUCCCACGGAGCUCCAAUAAGCGCAAGUCUAUUGACGACAGCGAGAUGGAGAGCCCGGUGGAUGAUGUCUUCUACUCAGGCCGUUCCCCUGCAGCUGGGAGCAGCUCUCAAUCCAGCGGUUGGCCUAACGAUGUAGAUGCAGUGCAGCACCAUUUGGCCAGUGUGCAGGAGAGGAAGAUUAAGCAUGAGAGCGAUGGAGUGCAGUUUCCUUACCAUGGACUCUCAUCGCCUGGUUCUCAUAAGAAGCUGGGGAAAUUCGAUUUCAGCGCCCUGUCCUCCCAGACGAGGUCCCCCCGCAUGGCGUUCACCCACCACCCACUGCCAAUGUUGGCGGGAGUGAGACCAGGGAGUCCCCGCGCGUCCGCCUCGGCCCUGCACUUCCCGUCCCCCUCCAUCAUCCAGCAGUCUAGCCCCUACUUCACCCACCCCACCAUCCGCUACCACCACCACCCUGGACAGGACCCCCUGAAGGAAUUCGUGCAGUUCGUCUGUGCCGAUGGCUCGGGGCAGGCCUCCGGACAGCCAAACGGGAGCGGCCAGAGCAAAAUGCCAGGCUCCUUCUUGCUGCCUCCACCUCCCCCAGUGGCCCGCCCAGUGCCCCUCCCCAUGCCCGACUCUAAACCCAACAGCACGCCCCCUGACGGCGGACUCUCCUCGCCCGCAUCUCCGUCAUACUCCACGCCAGGCACCACAGCUCCCAACAGGUUUGUCGGCAUCGGAUCACGGGACAACAACUUUCUGAACAUCCCGCAGCAGACGCAGUCUUGGUUCCUCUGACAAGACCUGUGUACAAACCAGCAAGUAGAAUUCUUUCUUUACAAUCGAAAAUGAAAAAAAACAACACAAAGAAGAAAAAACAGCGAAAAAACCCGCAGGAUGAUAAGAAUUGUCCUCCAACCAGCCCACCGACUGACCCUGACAGUACGUCUCACCUGAUAUGAAACAUAACCGAGCAACACAGGAAAUUAUUACGGCAUGACGGUUUCAGUGGAACUCUGGACCUCAUUACGCAGGCAGAGGGAGGACCCGAUUUGAGCAGAGAUGGAUAGGAGGAAAGAUGAAUGAACGGACGUUAGGUCGAGAGAUAGACGUAAAGAGAAAGCAGCAAGCCGGCCUCCUCCAACCACCGACUCAGCACGCCACGGCAGUGGCACAGGAGGAAACCCCGGGACGCGGAAGCAGUCGGCUUCUCCGUCUCUGUGAGGACACACUGUGCGACGAACGGCCACGAAAAUCAACUGUCCAGCAAAUGCGGAUCAUCAGAAGCCAUUUGCCCAAUCAGACAAUAGUUUUCCCAGUGAAAGAUGCAGUCCACGCUCCUGCAGUCUCAUCGCCCAAAACGGAAUCGAAUUGGCCGAACGUUUCCAACCCUCCGACUGACCCUCAACUCCACAGAACCUCUUCUCAUCCUACGACUAACGAGCAAGACCAUGCUGAAACAUAUCUCAAUUAAGGGUUGCACUACAAGCUGAAUCAGUUAACACUAACCUUAAUGAUGUGCACUAUUUACCUACAAGGCAUGGAAGGUAAGACUUGCCUGUCGAAUGCUCUAAAGAGGAAAAUACAUGGUACAAGAAGCCUUUCUUCAGUCCCCCUAUUGUUCAUUUCAGCCAAUCACUGGCCUCCAUUCAUUAUCAUAAGUCUCCCCCUCAUUCAGAAAGCUCACACACUGUCAGUGCCACGACGAAAGCACGUAUGAAAAUACACACGCACCCCACACACGCACAUCUAUGUAUUUGCCGUCUCACCAUUUAGAUUGUAGUAUUUAUAGAUGGUGUUUCUGCAUUUCUCUUUCUAUUUUCACCAUAGACACAAUAAGCCCCGCAAAAUCCCUCCAUCUCGGGUAAGCAGUCCAGGCAUCGUGGACACAAUGGGUGUCACUGCAUGCUCACUGACACUUCUCACCACUAAAAGCAGUAGCAAUCGGUUCCCUAUCCGCCCUCUGGAAAUGGAGGCGAAUAGGUGAUUUACCCAUGUGUUUUCCCCUAUUUGAAUAUAGUCCCUUUUUUUAUUUGUACUGUUUUUUAAAUUGUUUUUUGUACUCGAAUGACAGCACCUUAAAGAGAAACGCAACGAGAAGCUAUAUGUUGAGGCGAUUGGCUAACCCAGAUCAAGAAAUGCAUGCAAAAACUGAAAUAGUCGCACUCAACUUUUUUUUAGAGAUCGAUAUCACUCUCACGUGAAGCUGCAAACCAGCAGCUAAUUGGCUAUUAGGUAGAGCAGGGUAUAUCCUGUUGAAUUUUGUAAGUGUAUUCACAAUAACUAUGGUUUGAAAGAAUUUUAAGGGAGAUGGGACCUAGCAACUGGUCGCUUAUUGGGUUUGUUGCCAAAAAGAGCCAUAAGUGGACACAAAGGUGGAUUGGUAGAGUGACACUCACAACAUUACACAUUUACAGUAUUUCCUCAAAUUAAAACCACAAUUUAAUCAAAGUUAAAUUUGAAUGCACUAGUCGAGCUAUUUUUUAAGAUUAGCUACAUUAGGGACUUUCUCUGAAAACUAAGAAACGGCUCUCCUAAAUUCUACUGAUUACCAAUACUCCCCCCAGCAUAGACAGUAUUCUCUUCAUGCGUUACACUGGUUCCCAAUCAGCCGGGCUAUCUGACACUGCUGUUGUCGUCAUUUUAGCACACACAGCUAAAACUAGUUCCCUGGCUAAGCCAAAUUAGCCAUUAGUUAGCUCUUUUGAGUGGCAGCAACAGCUUCGUUUCCGAUGGACUCUCGUGAUUCGGGGUUUUAAUAUUUUAGGGAACCUAAAAGGAUUAUUGUUGCAAGGAAAUGUUCAAUAAUUUAGGGAGCUCUCUUUCGUUAAAGUUUGGAACUGACACCAGAUAGUGAUAGUGAUAAAGGGCAAUAGGAAGAAAAUGAUUUCCACUUGAUUCUAUUCUAAACAUACAAGUAUAUGCAUGUGCACUGUCAUUAGCUCUUGCUUUGAAAUUAAGGCCCACAUCAGACAGUGGAAUGGAAUCUUAGCAGUUAAAGUGAAUUAGAUAGGUCUUGGUUUUAUUUUAAGGAAAUACAGUGUUGAAUAAUGGAAUGCUUCUGGGGAAAAUGUAUUGACUUCCCAUCUAAUAACAGAAGUUUGCACUCUUGGAGCUCAAGCCUUGAAAAAAAAAUAGAAGUAGUCUGCCAAAAUAGUUUUCCAAAACAUAUUUCAUUAAUAAAGUUGACUUGGUGUCAGUUCCGGAGCAUCUAUAGGAUAACUCAAAGUUACAUUGGCAGUGUAUUGACAAUCACGGGAAGAGAAAAUACCUCAUGAGCCACAUGGGGUCAAGAAAGAAGUUUUUUUUCUUUAAUCAAGUAAUGAGAAAGAAUGAUUUUUGCAUCUAUUUUUUAGAUCCAGGUCUAGCUAGUGCUCGGUGGCGGAGGACGCGUAUGAAUUAUCAAGAAAUCACGGAGGGAAGGUUGCUGAAGACGGGACCCAGAGUAAAAGAGAGGAGGACGCUCUUCUGUCUGUCUCCCUUAAGUUUACCCUUUUGUUUACACUCCCGGAACGGGCCCCUGCUCCAAGAGCAGAGCCGGACCACGCCGCGGAGCAAAAUGAAUAUGUGACAUAUCCGGCUGUUUUUGGAGUCAAAGUUAGCGGUCGUUACAGUGACCCCCCCCCCCCAAACACACACACACACGGACACACAC
Molecule: messenger RNA, 3988 nt
Organism: Menidia menidia (Atlantic silverside)
Lineage: Eukaryota; Metazoa; Chordata; Actinopteri; Atheriniformes; Atherinopsidae
Source: the annotation of a GenBank genome assembly